AUGGCUGCUGAGCUUGACCUUCUCUCAUCGACCCAACUUCAAAAGUUAGCCCAAUCUCAACAAAACCACAACCAUCAUCAGCCCGAUACUAACUUAGCCACCGUUGGUUCCUUGAUGUGGUACCCAAAGGGGCAUUCUCAUGAAGUAGACGAUGAUUCAUGGGAGGUUAGGGCCUUUGCCGAGGACACAGGUAAUGUAAUGGGCACAACUUGGCCACCGAGGUCUUAUUCUUGCAGCUUUUGUAGAAGGGAAUUCCGUUCAGCUCAAGCCCUCGGGGGUCAUAUGAAUGUGCACCGCCGUGACAGGGCUCGGCUUCACCAAGCACACCCUGCUGGUGGUGGUGGUGGUGGUGGUAAUGGUGCAUUAAACAACCCAACCUCACCAUCUUCUCCAUCCACAACUUCCUCAUCCACUCUCUUAAUACCCACACAAGAAUUCGUCACAAAUGGUGGUUUGUGCCUUCUCUACCAAUUACACAACCCUAGUGAUGGUGUUCUCACUUCUUCUCCACCCAUGGAUGCAUGGCCCAUCGAUUCAUCUUCUACCCUUCUCUCCGUUUCACCAUAUCCCUCUUACAACUUCAUGGCGGUGACGGCAGCAACACAGUCACCCAUAAAUUUUCCGGUAACUCCUCCGGUGUUAAAUAGUUCUCCUUCUUCUUCUUUUUGUUACUCAACCAAAGCAGUACAUUCAAGGACGCGGGGUGAUAAUAAUAAUCUCAACCAGGGAUUGAAUAUCAGCAACAAGGAAAUACCCAUUGAAGAGCUUGAUCUUGAGCUUCGACUAGGGCAUAAACGUCCAACAACAUCUUGA
This is a messenger RNA of Gossypium arboreum, 813 nucleotides long. RefSeq names its product transcriptional regulator SUPERMAN-like. The transcript has a single exon. Bases 1 to 813 code for a protein of 270 amino acids. The record is from RefSeq and is a predicted model, not a curated record. Lineage: Eukaryota; Viridiplantae; Streptophyta; Magnoliopsida; Malvales; Malvaceae.